UCGUCUCCGUCUGGGUACCAACCCUCUAUUACUCUGCAGGCGUGUGAAGGAAGAAUGGAACUAGCUGGAACUGUGCAGGUUAGUAGGUCUGUUGGCCUGUAGGUCGCGGCGCAAGUCUCAGGGAGAGAAGGAGCAAACUGCCGUGGUUGGAACAGUACAGGUCGGUGUGAAGGUGGGAUUUGCCUGGGACCGUGGGUGGGGGUGGCGGAGAAGUGGGGAUGGGAUCUGUAUGGGCCGGGUCCGAGUCGCCCUCUCCUGGCCCCUUUUUUCUGCACACCCCCUCCCAUUUCAGCGCAGGGAAAGGGGUGUGGCGGCCUAUGCUGGGGAAAUGGCGGACGACUUGGGGGGGGUAAGCGGGGGCUGGGGAAACCCGCGUUAGGAAAGUCGAGACAGUGAAAAAUCUUUUAAACUCAAGGGCCUAAAAUUCAGAAACACGGGUAUUAGGACCUGUGCCCUCAGCGCUGAUCCAUGCACUUCACUUUCAGUUCUCUAUUGCUGCCUACCUUCUUUGCAUUUGUCCUUCUGCCAGACUCUAUCCAUCUGUCACUGUGGAGGGAACACUGAUAACAGAAGAUAAAGGAAGAAGGAAUUUACCUGACUGGAGAGAUUGAUAGGAAACUGUCCCCGAGAUGUGGUGAAAGAGGAGACUGUCUGAGGGAUAGACUUUCCCACUGGACCUCCUGGCUGUCAUAGCACAGGCCAAUCUCCCACCCUUCUCCGUGGUCCAGGGAAGAGAACUGGUGGAUCCUGAGGGUAGAUGGGUGGAGACAGAAAAGAGCAAAGAACCAGUUUACUAAUAAUUCACUUUUCUCACCAAGAACUUAAUUCCAUUGUCUGGUGAGGCACAAACCCAGGUACAACCCAAAAGCCUAAUACUCUUUUUCACCCGCAGAUUCAUCACAAAACAGCUACAGGAACCAAGAGAGGCUGAAAACUACUGCCUUCCUUCACUACUCAUCCUGGCCAUAAGAAUUCUCUUCAGUCAGGGGGAGCAAGACCCUCUCCUGUAAUCUCCUGUGGAAGCUGGCACGGACUUGAGCAUGGGCCGGGCUCGGGAAGUGGGUUGGGUGGCGGCAGGACUGAUGAUUGGGGCUGGUGCCUGCUACUGUGUUUACAAACUGACUAUAGGAAGAGAUGACAGUGACAAGCUGGAGGAGGAGGAGGAAGAGGAAUGGGAAAAUGACGAGCUGGAUGAGGAAGAGCCUGACAUUUGGUUUGACUUCACAACUAUAACUAGACCAUGGAGUGAGGAUGGGGACUGGACUGAACCUGGGGCCCCGGGUGGCACUGAGGACAGGCCUUCAGGGGGGGGCAAGGCCAACCGAGCACACCCAGUAAAACAGCGGCCCUUCCCCUAUGAACACAAAAAUACUUGGAGUGCUCAAAACUUUAAAAAUGUCAGUUGCAUUCUUGACCUCUCCCAGUCUCUUUUCAUUCAGGGAAAAAUGUUCUUUGCUGAGCCUAAGAAUGUGGGUUUUUCAUUUAGCCAUGAUAUCAAUAGUCCUUUGGCCAGUCUCUCAAUUGUUAGAAACACGAUCCCCACUCCUGACCCCACUGUUGGAGAGGCUUUGUGUGCCCCAGAUAACUUGAAUGCGAGUAUUGAAAAGCAGGGCCAGAUUAAGAUGUACAUCAUUGAACUGUGUCAGAAGCCUGUGUUACGUGGCUGCAACUCAUUUCUGCAGGAGGCCGGAUUAAAUUUGUUAAUAAGCAUGACAGUUAUUAAUAACAUGCUUGCCAAGUCUGCUUCAGACUUGAAGUUUCCUUUGAUAUCAGAGGAAAGUGGAAGUGCUAAGGUUCAGCUUUUAAAACCGCUGAUGUGUUUGUCCGAAAAGCCAGUCUUGGCAGGGGAAUUGCUCAGUGCCCAGAUGCUAUUGUCAUUCAUGACCCUCUUUAUCAGAAAUGGAAACAGAGAGAUGCCCCCGGAAACCCUUGCCCUGUAAAUGGCCACCUGGAACACAAUGGGACUGAAUCCACCCCGAAUCCACUUGGCCUGCAGAUAUCAAAGAAUCUGCAGAGGGUGCUAGGGAAGACCCAGCCUUAGCGAUCACCACAUCACUGGGUGAAAGUGCCAGUGCUAAAUGGAGGACCACACUCCUAUUGGCCAGGCAGGGCCUCCCACAGAGCUUUGAAUAACUCCUUGGUUUUGCAGUCUGCAGGCAAAGUGCAAUGUAAAUUACUCCCUGGAAGCCUCCUUCAUGUGGUAAAGGGAUCACUCUGGCUGCCUGCUGUGGAUAAAGAACACCAAAUCAUAUGUUACCUAUGAUGGGGGUGGUCUCCCUCCCAGAGCAGAACCACUUUGCACAGACCAGCCCCACAUCAGAGCUUGAGCUGAAAAUGUAUUUGUUGUGGCUUAGGUUGAAUUACUUUUCAUCUACUCUCUUCUACACGAGCUGACAGAUGGGGAACCUAUUCAUCAAAAAAAGGGGACUCCCAUUCUAUCUACUGUACUGAUUUAACCUCUUCCACCCAAGCCCACAUCUGUGUGUAUCAUCAAUAAAGUUGUGUGCUUCGAUUGGCAAAAA
Nycticebus coucang (slow loris) is the source of this 2522-nucleotide messenger RNA. Its product is annotated as protein ARMCX6-like. Gene Ontology annotation, cellular component: mitochondrion. The coding region runs from base 1041 to 1940 and encodes 299 amino acids. The record is from RefSeq and is a predicted model, not a curated record. Lineage: Eukaryota; Metazoa; Chordata; Mammalia; Primates; Lorisidae. The transcript has 2 exons.